CUCCAGCUGUUCAUUUAGAAAGGAUUGUAGCAGAACAACAUCGGCCAGCAAAUUAGUAAACCAUUGAAUUCGGUGCAUCGAACAGUCGUCGGGGCGUCCGUUUUCCUUCUGUACGAUGAUGACCUGUUCAUGAGAAGUUCUGUGUUGCAAUGUGAUGUUUCGUAACCAUCAGUGGACAAUCCCUACAUUGUUUUAGAUAUGACUGUUAAAACUGUAUUCGCAUAACAAAAAAGAAAUAUAUAGAAACAACAACAAAUUUAUGUUAAUUGUUUCGGAAAAUCCCAAACAUGGCCAACUUUUUAGUUUGUUCGGCCCUAUUCAGGGUCGUCAUGCCCUUGAUUCUGUUAACGUGUGUUGUAUUCAGGCCAUGCAUUUUAUCGGGCAUCUACCUGUUAUUCACUUUGGUGUCGGCUUCGGUUCCCGUUCCGACACCGGAGACGAUGAAUGGAGCCACCGGAAUAUACCUAAAGAUACUGAUAAUGCUAUCAACGCUGACCGGUCUCGGCCAGCUAAUAUUCCAAUGCCUCCUCCUGUUAAAGUAUACACCUUACGGUGAGAUCCUCAACAGCUGCGGUUUCCUUGAACGUCUCCUCCGACACGCUGGAUUCGUACGUCUGGACCAACUGGACGUGCAGAACAUCCUCGUGUGGGUCACCCCUGAGGUGGUAAUGUUCCUAGCCUCCAUCGCUUUCUUCAUAACUUUCAAGAAACUUGUGAUGCCAAUCGAGUCGCAUUCUGAAGAGGAAGGCGUUCCGCAGAGAGAAGAGACUCAGGUUAAAAAUGGAAAAAGCAACUUCUUCUUAGCUAUGGGGAAGUACCUGACGAUCCUCGCGUUCUGCGUCGCUGCAAUUUUCAAGCCCUCGGUGAUCGGAGGGUUCUACUUCUUGGUGUUCUUGUCAUCAGCCACUUGGUGGUCCUGCAACAAGCAGUUGGCCAAAUGUUUCGGCGUAGUUCUGAAGAUAUGCAUGGCCGUCGUUAUUUGCCACAUCUUCACACUGUACACCUACCAGACGCAGUGGCCUCAGGAGUUCCUAGAUCCGAACAGCACUUACGCCAGGUACUUUGGGCUCUCGGUGAUGCUGAAGGUGAAUUGCGAUGAACCUCGAAACUUCAUCUACGAGGAAACAAUUUGGACCGAUUACGCAAACGUCGUGGCCCUUUUACUUCUUUACUUCAUCAUCGCCAUGGAAUCGAAGCAACUGCUCCAAGCUCAGCCGGCCAAGAAGCAAGGGACAUUCUCGCGCUUGGAGGGCAGCUUUAAGGGGCCUCUUAGCCGCCAGCUAUCCCAGAGAUUGUCUGACAGACGUCUCCGGAGAUCUGGCACCAGUAAAAACCGUUGGCAGAGCGCCACACGGAAAGUUCGCCUGCUGCACAGAGCCGGAGCAGGGCAAAAGUACGGACGUGGCAAGGGAACCAUACUUCAGGAUUCAACUGGAAGCGUCAUAGUGAACAAUGAAGAUGCAAUGGAUGAUAUUCCCAUGGAGAAUAUAGAAAAUGGAAAUGGAGUGGCAGAUGAUGAACCUUCUAUAUUCGAGCAAACCGUUUACAUUCUUGAAUCAAUUCUGCUCUUCGUCAUCAGGACGUCAUACAUUGCUACCAAUAUCAUCAUGAUGGCAUGGAGUAUCACAUACCACAGCUGGUUAACAUUCGUGCUUCUUCUAUGGGCGAAUAUUCUGUGGAUGGUGCCCAACCAGAGGAAGUUCAUGUUGCGUUCGAGUCCGUUUCUGGUGCUGUAUGCAUGGUUCCUAUUAAUUUCCGCUUACAUUUACUCGAUGAACCUCACCGACGAAGAACUGCCCGUAAUCAUUUACAACAUCGAUCUAGCCCAAAUAGGUUUCCAGAAGAUCAGGAUAAUGGCUUGCACCCCGCUUUUUAUCAAGUGCCUUUUCACGACAAUGUUCUGGAUCACCCUCAAGCAGUACGUGAAAGAGCGCGAAGAUGCCAGAAACAUUUCCGUUCUCGCCGAUAUGACGGCUCCUCUCCAAAUUUCCGUCGGUGCCGUUACCGAUGAAAGCACGAAGAAGAAGGAUAAGGAAAUACUGACGAGAUUCGGAAACGUAGUCAGAGGUAUUCUGACGCGCUUCUGGAUCUGGAUUGUUGCCAUCACCUUGUUCUUCGUUGCUAUUACCGGGGAAAGAAUGACCAGUUUCAGAAUCCUCUACAUGGCGCUGUUUUUAACCUUCAUCUUAAGUUUUCAGGUUUCGUUCAGAGCUUGGAGAAAAAUCAUGUUCGCCUUCUGGAUCACGGUUAUCGUUUAUUCCAUGUUAAUUUUAGUACUGGUCUAUACAUAUCAAUUCAAUCAUUUCGCCGAUUAUUGGAGGGACUAUCUCCAUGUUAGUGAAGAACAACAAUUGGAUAUCGGGUUGGAAAAAUACGAUGCUAAACAAUUGUUCGUGCGAUUAGUGACACCCACAUUCUUCGUCAUAAUAACUGUGAUACAAGUCCACUACUUCCAUAAGGAUUUCCUGGAAUUAUCGAAACCAAAUUAUGGAAAUAUUAUGGACACAACUAAGUCCGAGGCGAAUAGUUCAGCGCAGGGUGGCAUCAAAAUGAUGGACGACGAUGAUGAAGAGAACGAGGAUGGUCAAUAUUCGAAUCUGGAUCUUACGGACAUCGAAAAUGUGUCCGUCAAAGUGGUCCAAAAGAAGUUCUACAAAUUCCUGACUUUCCUCUACGAAAUUUGGAAUUUGUGUCUGCUCUUCUUGGAAAUUCACAUGCCCAAAUUCGUGCUGCUCAUGGCUAUGGUUGUGUGUCUGAUGGACACGUGCGCUCUCUACUUAAUAGUCAUAGUCUUCAUCGUAUUAGGAGCUUCGGUUGGAAAAUCGAUGCUCAACAUAUCGAUCUACUGGAGUUCUUUCAUCGUCUCGAUUCUGAUGCUCCUGAGGAUGGUCUAUCAAAUCAAGUACAUCGAUCACGAUAUUUGGAACGUCAAUUGCACAGUAAACGAUAAGAACCUUUCUAUGAACGAUGCUGAAUGGUUGGGAUUCAGGAAAGUCCCCAACGGCCGUGACUUACCCGAAAUGGUCAAAUGGAAUAUCGUGUUCAUCAUAAUCGUAACCUUAUGGUGCGUGCUCAAAGUGCGACAGAUAAAUUUCCGCGCGAUGGGCGGAGAUUUCUUGGGUCGUCCCUUCUUCAUGUUCCCGCACAUCAAAGUCGGCGAUUCUCAUAGAAACCUGAAAACCUAUUUGAAAUAUUUAGCCAACUAUUUCUAUUACCGUUUAGGUGUCGAAAUUUCCUUGAUUGGAAUCGUUGCAACUAUCGGAUUUCGAAUGGACAUGUACGCAUUGAUGUACGCAAUUUGGCUGUGCAUUCUGUUCUCUCUCAACAGAACUACAAUGGCCAAAGUGUGGAACGUCUUUUUAAUAUUUAUAGCAUUCGUUAUUUCCAUUCAGUACAUUAUGGUCAUCGGAUUACCUCCCAGUCUGUGUAUAAGUUUCCCUUGGGAUUCUUCUGAAUUCUUGCGAAGGCUUCAGGAGUGGGCGUAUCUAAUGUCAGCAACGACUCCGCCUCCUGCCAAGAAGAUUAUGUGCGACUUUAUCUUAUUACUUCUCGUGUCCAGACAAGCUUUGGUCUUCAGAAUCGAACGGAGGUACGGAGAUGAUUAUACUGGUGGUUCUAACGAUAGUAUAGUUCAUAACGCCGAAGACCAGAAUUUCACCAUUCCGAUUCCGGACUUUGUAACUUACAGCCGAACGUAUUUGGACAUAUUAAAGAAAGCUGUAUUCCUUCCCUUCAUGUGGAUUACUUUGGCCAUCGUCUUCUUAGCCGGAACUAACCGAGUUAACUUGUUCUCGAUCGGAUAUCUUCUCGGGUCGUUCUACUUCCUCUGGCAAGGAUCCGACAUCUAUUUAAGACAAAUACCGAGAAUUAUCCAGAAAUGGAACGUGUUGAUUUCGUACAACGUAGCUGUUAUUACAGUGAAGGCAUUGCUGCAGUUAAUUGGAUGUAUCUUUAUAGAAUAUCUUGAAGCUGAUUGUUGCUGGUUGAUUCAACUUUUGGGAAUUAGCUGCGUGCGAAAGUUCAAAAUACCUGGAACCAACGGGGCUUUUGAUGGAAAUGAUUGUACAGUCCCACCAGAAUACAUCGGUUUAGCUUGGGAUGGAGCAUGUUUUGCCUGUUUGGUAUUUCAAAAAAGACUCUUCCAAAGUUACAGCUUCUUCCACAUAAUCAACGAUAACAAGGCGUCAGCAAUUUUGGCAACGAGGGGAGCAGAGUUGAUCGAAGAGUUGAGGCAGAAGCGGAUGGUCGAGCAAGAGGAAGAGGAGAAGAAAAUCAUUGAGAAGAUCAAGAUGAAAAUGGAUAAGAUCAAGGCCAAUCAACAGAAGAUUUUAGGGCCAAACUAUCAAGAUUCUGAAAACCAUUAUGUCGAUUCAAUUUUUCCUAAAUCUAAUAGGCCCAUGUACAGAAGGAAGGAGCCCAAGCAUUAUAAAGCCGCCAUUCGUUCCGGAGAUUAUUACAUGUUCGAUGAUUUGGAUAAUGAAGAGCUGGAUUUGAUCGAAGAUAACGUUCCAAUUGAUGAGGACGACGACGAAAUUAAGGCGAGAAGGCGGAGCAAAAAGUUCACACUGGGCGAGUUGCUAAGUGCGACAUUGAAGACGGACGUAGGUACGGCGAUUAGGUUAGAAGGCGGAGGCGUGGGCGUGGGCGGCGCUAAGAGAAGGGUCAGCCUACCGCCCCAAAAAAGAGACACGGUCGACUCGCAAUUUUCCGCGCCACUCUCAGCGCCACCUGCCGUGAGUUUCCGCAAGGAAAAUGUUCAGGUUCACGUUAAGGAUGAAGACGACGAAGAUGAACCUCAACCAAGUACGAGUAGGGAAACGCAAAAAGAUGCGGAAAGCAAAAAAAGCAACGUCCACAAGUAUCAGAAAAUACUCGACUACGUUUUGUUCGUGUUUGCGUUCAUCGAAAGUUUCAUGCUCAGCGCCAUAACGUAUCUGAAUAAGUACACCAAGGAUUACAGAUACGUACUUAAAGUAUUGAGCAGAGAAAAGAAAAUAUUGAAGGAGUCGACUGAAUACAAUGUGGGAAUACGAUUGAGUCCGAACUACAUUUGGCAGCCUGCUAGCACUCAUAAGGCUCUCCUCAUGAAAUCCGAGAUGCCGGACACGCUUAGCAGUAGCAUCAAGAAGACCGCGGAUAGCGACGAGUCUGACACUAAACCCAUUGGGACAUCGCCCCUGCCCUACUCAGCAGAGCGGGACAGCAAAUCGACUGGAAAUGAGAUCUACGAGUACGACACCGGCGAGAUGUCUUCCUACGAUCAGCCGACCAUCCUGCGAUUGAUCCUCGCCGUUUGGUACAUCAUCCUGAGUCACUCCGAUCUCUUCUGCUACUUCAUCAUUUUCCUCAACCAGAUCAAGAACGCCACGUUCAUGUCGUUGCCGUUACCGUUGAUGGUCUUCUUCUGGGGCACGUUGACAGUUCCUAGACCUUCGAAAACCUUCUGGGUCACCAUCAUUGCUUACACUCAGAUCAUCGUUGUCAUCAAGUGCGUUUUCCAAUUCGAUAUUCUACCUUGGACCAGCAAAGAUUACUCUUCCAACAUCAAUUCUGCCAGUUUGAUUGGCAUCGAGAGGAAGAAAGAUUACGCUGUUUGGGAUUUACUUUUAUUGCUUGUAGUCUACUUCCAUAGGUAUAUGCUCAAAUGUUUGGGUCUUUGGAAAACGACCUUCGUAUCAAUAGCGGCAUUAGCCGAUGGAGAAUACAGCGUCGAAGAUGGUGAAUUAGUUCCAACGUCAUCUGAUCAAACUUUGCAACAUUCAGUCUCCAAGAGAAAGGAAAGCGAUUUGGAGCAAUUGGUCGACGAUUCCGAAACAGAGGAAAGGGUGGAACUGCGAUCGAUCGAACUCUCGCCUCAAGAAAUGUGGCCGGCGUCUCUACCCAUGGUAUAUUACUCUAGAAUGACAAAGUACGUGGAUUCGAUGAAGCAUUUCUUUCAACAACUCUUCGAUCCUGGAUCACGUGUAGCCACCGAUGUGUACUCUUACAUGUUCCUCUGCGAUUUCUUCAAUUUCUUCGUUAUCUUAAUUGGUUAUUCUUCAUUCGGGACGCAACAAGGAGAUGGAGGAGUAUCUUCGUAUAUAGAAGAUAACAGAGUACCAGUGCUUUUCCUUCUAAUGUUGAUAUUGCAGUUCUUGAUUAUCAUAGUGGAUCGAGCGAUUUUCUUACGCAAAAACAUCUUCGCCAAAAUCGUGUUCCAGUUCUUGCAAAUACUUAUACUGCACAUUUGGCUUUUCGUCAUUUUCCCAGUAAUUACAGAAAGGAAAAUCAAUUUAGUCAUCCCUCCUCAGAUGUAUUACAUGGUGAAAUGCUUCUACCUGCUUCUCUCGGCAUACCAAAUCCGCUCCGGUUAUCCAUCCAGAAUUUUAGGAAAUUUCUUGUGCAAAGGAUACAACUACGCGAACAUGUUCUUGUUCAAAGGCUUCAUGCUUAUACCAUUCCUGUUCGAGCUACGAACAGUCAUGGAUUGGAUGUGGACGGACACUUCGAUGACGGUUUUUGAUUUCAUCAAGAUGGAAGAUAUUUUCGCUCACAUCUUCCAAUUGAAGUGUACAAGGCAUAUUGAAAGCGAAUAUCCACAACCGCGCGGCGAAAAGAAGAAACCGUUAAUCAAAUACUUUAUGGGCGGUGGUCUCCUGGUCAUCAUCAUCGGCAUCAUUUGGUUCCCACUGGUCUUCUUCUCGCUAGGAAACGCUGUAGGAGAACCUAAUCCACCGUACGACGUGACCGUUGACCUGAAAUUAGGACCUUACGAAUCCCUGUACCGGAUGACCGCUCAAACCAACAACAUCUACAAGUUCAAAGAAAACGAUUUCCACGUGUUCCAGCAACUGUUCACCAAGCACAAAGGGGCGCAAACGUUUUUAUCCAAUUACGAGUAUUCAGAUUUGGCAGCCGUUAAAUUGAGCGGAGAUUCCGCUACGGUUUGGAGCAUCUCGCCGCCGGAUCACGAUCGACUCGUCGAAGAAGUUGAAUCAAAUAACACCUUGACUGUGCAUUUGACUUACCAUAUAUCGCACAAGUCGAACUCGAAGGAGGACCCAGGCAUCAUGAGGGAUGAAAUCAAGCUCGAAAUCCCUGCGUUCGAGGACAACAAGACAAAUCCGAUCAGACAGAAUCUACUGAACAUGCUCAAAAAGAACAAAAGCGAGCCGGUUCUAUUAACUUACAUCAUGCCGAAGUUCGUGAAGGUGACCAGUCGAGCAACGGUUCAAGUACUAAACCAGUUCAUGCUGAAAGUGCAAGACGAGAAGGACACGAAGUUGAGGAACAUCACGCUGAUGUUGGAGAGCGAUCCGAACUCCGAUAAGGUUUGGUGGAAUAUCCUUGAGCAGGUCGACGAUCAAAAUUAUAAGCACAUCCUGCAAAACCUCCCGUACGCGGACAAAAACAGUUUCAUCAUCUACACGUUCAACGAUAAGAUAUUCCCAUCGACUCUGAGCAUAAUAACUGGAGGAGGUAUAAUCGGUUUAUAUACCACUCUUGUAUUCGUGGCGUCGCGUCUGUUGCGCGGAUUCUUCUCGGAGAUCUGCUUCAAGAUCAUGUUCGAUGAUAUGCCGUACGUGGACAGAGUCCUGCAACUCUGCCUGGACAUCUAUUUGGUGCGCGAGGCCAGAGAGUUCUGCUUGGAAGAAGACCUAUUUGCCAAACUGGUCUUCCUCUACAGAUCACCUGAAACACUUAUCAAAUGGACUAGACCCAAAGAGGAGCUCGACGAUGAGGAUGAUCCUGAAGGCGACGAUAACCAAUGAUCGUUGCGUCGCGUUGUUUCGAUUAGCUUCAAACGUGAAAGCUAAAACGCAAAAAAGAUCUAUAUAUUUUUGUUAAUUCAUAGAUACUUACUUUUUAAAGAAGAAAGAGAAAAAACAAACAAGAAAAACAUGCUUUUUAAAUAAUUUCUAUUUAUGUAGCUUCAAAUUCGUUCAAGCUUCGUAUUCUGUUUUUUAUCCAUUAUUUGAUGUAUACAUUUUAUUGCGCUCUGACGAAAUACUAAAAAAAAUAUCACAGAGCCUCUCGUGCACUUCUCUUCCUAGUCGGUAUAAUUAUGUGUAUAAGAUGAUAAAAAGAAAUAUGAUGAACUCAGGUUUGAAUCUUUAUUUUUGU
Nicrophorus vespilloides is the source of this 8103-nucleotide messenger RNA. RefSeq names its product piezo-type mechanosensitive ion channel component. The record is from RefSeq and is a predicted model, not a curated record. NCBI's taxonomy places the organism in Eukaryota, Metazoa, Arthropoda, Insecta, Coleoptera, Silphidae. Bases 288 to 7751 code for a protein of 2487 amino acids. The transcript has 33 exons.